Molecule: messenger RNA, 1365 nt
Organism: Lates calcarifer (barramundi perch)
Lineage: Eukaryota; Metazoa; Chordata; Actinopteri; Centropomidae
Product: claudin-3
Exons: 1
Coding region: 196-852 (218 amino acids)
Biological process (GO): cell adhesion; bicellular tight junction assembly
Cellular component (GO): bicellular tight junction; plasma membrane
Molecular function (GO): structural molecule activity
Source: RefSeq, a predicted model, not a curated record
CCAUACAAACUAGGCGGGACAGAGGACGAUUUGAACUCUUCCCUUGGCCAAACACCAAGUAACUCCACCUUCUAUUCAAGAGAAAUGUGCUGUUUAUAUGAGAAAUCAGCUCUCCAGAGCACACUCGCUCACUCAACUUCUGUCUGCUGAGAUAGAGAGGACAUCUGUGCACCUGGACUCACACAUAAUUCAGACAUGCCUUCGGUGGGACUGGAGAUACUUGGAGUGGCUCUGGCUGUCCUGGGUUGGAUCUCAGCCAUUGUAUCCUGUGCCUUGCCCAUGUGGAGAGUGUCAGCUUUUAUUGGAGUGAACAUAGUCACAGCCCAGAUGACAUGGGAGGGCAUUUGGAUGAACUGCGUGGUCCAGAGCACAGGUCAGAUGCAAUGUAAAAUCCACGACUCCAUGCUGGCUCUGAGUGCCGACCUCCAGGCGGCCCGUGCCCUCACUAUCAUCUCCAUCGUGGUGGGCAUCAUGGGACUCCUGGUGGCCAUUAUGGGGGCGAAGUGCACCAACUGUGUGGACGAAGAGACAGCUAAGGCUCGGGUGAUGAUAGCUGCCGGGGCGGCCUUCAUCUUGGCUUCUCUGACCCAGCUGAUCCCUGUGUCAUGGUCUGCCCAUACCAUCAUCAUGGAGUUCUACAAUCCAAUCAUACCUGAGUCACAGAAGAGGGAGAUAGGAGCAGCUUUAUACCUGGGAUGGGCUGCAGCUGCAUUUCUGCUCCUUGGAGGGGGCAUCUUGUGCUCGAGUUGCCCCCCACAACCUGAGAAAAGGUACGGGCCUCCAUCAAAGAUGAUGUACUCGCAACCUCGGUCAAUCACCCCAAGUGGCUACAACAGGAGAGACUAUGUCUGAACUUGCACCUGCUUAUUUCCCAUACCUUUGCCAUCAUGGCAUAGACUGCUCAAAGAGAACUGGAGAGUUACAGUUAUUUUUUUAAUAACUUAUAAACAUCUGUCUUCAUGUUGAGACAGAGAAAACACUGAAAUUCACACACCCUUUUGAAGAGAGCUUACAUCAAACUUGAUUUAAUUAAUUUUUUUGUGUAAUAUCUUGUCACUGUUGGAAGUACUGAGGCUAACAGCUGAUUAUUAGUGAUGUUGUGUGCUCUUUAUUUUAUAAUUAAUUGUAUAUUUUGUUGCAAAUUUAAGAACAAGUGAUUCUGCAGUUGUACUUUUUACUGUAUUCACUGUGUCUUUGUUUUCAUAAAAGAACCAGAUUUGAUUGAGAUGUUUAAGGUAGCGUGCCACAUGAAGCAACAUCAUGCAUUUUUGUUAUCUAUGCAUUUUGGAAAUCGGUUCAUCUGAAAUGUUUUAAUGUUUGACGUGUUUUCUUUUUUAAUAAAAAGCCUCAAAGAUUUUGAUUGAA